UACGCCAUUAAUCACUUCAUUCGGUUCUUCUUUUUGUUUCGUUGAAAAACCAAAUCUCUGUUUCGAUCUUCAAAGCCCCCCCAAUCCAUAGUGAAAAUCAAAUAAACAAUUUGAUCCAGUUAGUCUUUCUUGGGUUGAAUUUUAUUGCUAUUAUAGAAAUUUCAAAAAAAAAAAAAAACCCUCAAUGGCUCAAGCUAUUGAAGAAUGGUAUAAGCAGAUGCCCGUCAUCACCCGUUCUUAUCUCACAGCUGCUGUAGCUAUCACUAUUGGCUGUUCUCUCGAAAUAAUAUCACCUUAUCAUCUGUACUUGAACCCUAAACUUGUGGUUAAGCAUUAUCAAUUCUGGCGCCUAAUUACUAACUUCCUGUACUUCCGCAAGAUGGAUUUGGAUUUCAUGUUUCACAUGUUCUUUCUCGCCCGAUACUGCAAGCUUCUUGAAGAGAACACAUUCAGGGAAGGACUGCAGAUUUUUUACAUGCUUUUGUUUGGAGCUUCUGUCUUAACUGGCAUUGUGCUUAUAGGAGGAAUGAUACCUUAUCUGUCAGCAUCAUUUGCCCGAAUCAUAUUUCUAAGCAAUUCAUUGACAUUCAUGAUGGUUUAUGUAUGGAGCAAACAGAAUCCUUUUAUACAUAUGAGUUUUCUGGGUCUUUUUACCUUCACAGCAGCUUACUUGCCCUGGGGAAUGAUAGCUGGUCAUGCAUACUAUUUUCUUGAAGAUGUAUAUCCCCAAAUGACUGGUCGCAGACCCUAAAGACUCCAUCUCUCAUCAAAGCGCUGUUUGCAGAUGAGGAUGUAGUGGUAGCACGGCGGAAAAUGUGAGAUUUGCUCCACCACCUGCAGAGGAACUUCACAGGGAUUAAUCUGCCGUAUGGAAACUAGACCAACGAAGUGUACCUUGGUGGGGUUGAUCUCUGCUUGGACACGACAAUUGCCUAAAAAGUGUAGUUUGCCCUUCGUAAAAGCGUUCAAGCUUACAUUGCUAAUCAUGAAAACAAUAUAUCUUGAUUCGCAUUAGAGGUUAGCUAUUGUAUAUAUGACCUACUACAGUUAUGCUGAUUUGGAGAUUUGAGUUUUGUAAUUUUAUACCUACACUGAGUGCUUUUGGUUGGUAUAUGAUGCCCUUUGUGCAUCUGCUAUGACCCAAGCAGCAUUUACUCACAAAUUUAAUGUUUUACCCCCUUUCGUGGCGGAA
This is a messenger RNA of Gossypium arboreum, 1192 nucleotides long. Its product is annotated as derlin-2.2. Gene Ontology annotation, biological process: endoplasmic reticulum unfolded protein response. Lineage: Eukaryota; Viridiplantae; Streptophyta; Magnoliopsida; Malvales; Malvaceae. Gene Ontology annotation, cellular component: Hrd1p ubiquitin ligase ERAD-L complex; endoplasmic reticulum membrane. Gene Ontology annotation, molecular function: ubiquitin-specific protease binding; misfolded protein binding. Bases 185 to 751 code for a protein of 188 amino acids. The transcript has 5 exons. The record is from RefSeq and is a predicted model, not a curated record.